Messenger RNA from Pseudocercospora fijiensis CIRAD86, 1089 nucleotides. RefSeq lists its product as uncharacterized. The transcript has 3 exons. The coding region runs from base 1 to 1089 and encodes 362 amino acids. NCBI's taxonomy places the organism in Eukaryota, Fungi, Ascomycota, Dothideomycetes, Mycosphaerellales, Mycosphaerellaceae. The record is from RefSeq and is a predicted model, not a curated record.
AUGGCCCCAUUCAUCUCAACCCUCACCCUCCUCGCCCUUACAGCCUCAACCGCGCUCACAUCGCCCGUUCUGGAUCUAGAACCGCGCAAACUACCAAGCAUUACCUACGUCGACCAGACGCCAGAAGACGCCGCAGGAAAAAAUUGCAUAGCCUGGGCCGUCUGGAAAGAUCCCCUUCAAAACCUUGUGAGACCGGUCUGUAACCAAUGGAUCCCGGAUGAGAAACAGACUACGCCUUUUAGUCUUGUUACGGCGAUUUUUGACGGAACUUGUCGUGUUUGGAAUGCUAGAGUCGCGGACGGCAAACAGUCGCCCGAAGUGCAGGAGCAGAUCAAGGAGUUGCUGGAAGCUGGCUUCGACCCAACCACCAUCCAUCGCAAACUCAAAGUCGGCCGGAGCAGCAUAUAUCGCAUGAAGCGAUGCUUACAGCAACAUGGCACCAACUAUAUGCCGCCUGAGCUGAACAAGAAGAACGGCCGACCCAAGGUCCUGACACCGGAGCAAGAAUUGGAGGUCCGCGAGUGGCUACGAGACCCUAAAAACCGGACGCGCUAUCUUGAUGACCUCGUCUGGUUGAUUCAUGACCGUUUUGGCAUCGUCUGCAGUACGACAACCAUGUCCAAGAUGAAACGGAAGUGGCUCCGCGUGAUCGAAUUCGAAGAAACCGGCACGCCCAUCGACGACUUGACACGCCAGCAACUCCUCGAAACUCAUCCAGACUUGCCUACAUUAGCACAGUCAGCUGCCGCUGCCGAGGCACAGCGACAGCAACAAGCUCAGGACAACGCACUUACAGAGUCUUUCGGCGAUCAUCAAGCACACGCACAGCCGCAAGAGGACUAUUCCACUCAGGACUUUUCGAUGCAGCCUCAAAACACAUUUGUAAUGUCCGCUCAAUCAUUCCACCAGCAGACAGUGCCAGAGGAACAGAUGGCUCUGCAGGCCAGUCUGGGCGCCGCCGACCUGAGUAGUAUGUCAGGGCAAAUGGGUCUGCCCCAGCAAUUUGAUUCACAAAUCGACGCCCAGCUCGAACAGCACCUUCACAACCAUGGUAUCGCUAGCAGCGAUGUCAACGGGCAUGGACUGUAA